AUCACCAUCUGCAGACCUCCUCCUCCUGACCAGAGAAGGAAGGCUUCUCCAGGGGAUGGUGGAUACCAGCAACAGCCAGCUAGUGCAAACGGGGAAAAUCUGAUUUCAAAGGCAGCCGGGGUGGAAGGAGCGCGAUGCAGAUUCUCGAGCGUGGCAGCUAUCUUGCAAGGUAUGUGAGGGCCUGGUCCUUGCCUUGCAGUGCCCACGGGACUCAUCUCAGAGGGGGAACGGGGUGGAGCCUGCAGAAAUCCUGGCCCGGGUUUUUGUCUGUGGUUUCUCUCUGCAAGAACUCAUUUACAAAGCAUUUUGUUCCAAGCUCCCAGUUGGACUGACCAAGGACUCCUGUCUCCCUUUACUGACCUGGUUACCAGCCCUGAGCCUGUCACUUCAGUGAAAAAAAAUCAAACAAAACUGAAACCGUAACAAUCUCAUAUAUUUGCAUAGAGGCUGAAAAACUUGCAGAAACCUGCAGGCACUUCCAGAAUUCUGAGCUAAAAAAGCAGAGAAUUCUUCUAUGUCCAUAUAAAGCCAAAUCUUGACUAGAUUACAGUAAAAAAUUCCCAGGCAGCAGAGCCAAAAUAUUGUAAUAACGCUUUCUUCCUGGGCCAGUAUCACAGAGACUUGGCAGCCGGCUGCUCUUCUGGCAAGGCCCAGAUGCACUGGUGCUGCUCACCGUCUGCGGCAGCGGCACCUCGCCUGGUGGAGGACAGGAGAGGCGUGAGGGGCAUGCAGCGGGAUCUGGAUGGUGCACAGCGGGAUCUGGAGGGUGCACAGUGCGACCCAGCCCAUCAAGGUGGUUCCUUCCUGGGGGUUUUCCUUCAGGAACCCCCGAUAGACUGGGAGGAGGCCAGUGGGGCGAAGUACAAUCCAAGCACCACGCUCCGACAUCCCGAAGUCUCCCCACGGUGGGAUGCCUGGGCAGGAGAGGACACCCAGCGCUGCGAGGUCGGCCUCCUCCGAGAGCGGGGCUCAGCCCCGCGGCGUCCGGCUCGGCUUGCAGCCCGGCACCGCCGGAGGAGGGAGCCGCGGGCUGCAAACCGCCGUUGUCCCGGUACGGCUCUGACGGUGGGAGAGGAUCAGCAUCAGCGCUGCGGGAGCGGAGCGGCUCCCUCCGCUCCACAUCCCGGCGCCGCUGUGCGACUCAUCCGGGAGCUUCUUCAGCCUCCCACGUAAUUCGCACAGCCACGAAGUAUAACCAGGGCGCGUUAUUAGCUGUAAUGAUUUCUGGCAGCACCUGGGAUAACUGCUUCCCGAUGGGACUGAGCCCUGCUCCAAGGAGAGCAGGCAAAUAACCACCGGAUGGGGCGGAGGUGGAAAGGGCCGGAGCAGCCCAUGCUCCCGGCGCCCCGAGCUGCUCCUGAUGCUGCUCCAGGGAGGGGGCCGACGCUCCCCCGGCCCCACGAACCGCACGUGAGCCCCCCUCGGCAGUGCUCCCUGAGGCUCUUCCAGCCCUGUGAUGCUCUCCAGCCCCUUCCAGCCCGCUGACGCUCACCUUGGGCCAGAUAGAGCAGGUCAGAGUAGACGGCCGGGUGGAUGACGGGAGAUGGGAGCUCCUGGAGGUACCACAUCAGGGCCUCCACCAGCGUCCGGGCAUUGUACCGGUCCAUGUCCACGGCAGAGGCAUCUGCAAGGAGAGACCCGUGGCGGUCCUCAGGCCACGGAGACUGCUACAGUGCUGUCCCUCUGGAGUCUCCUGGCCUUGUCUCCUCCUCCUGAUUUUGCUCCCUGCCUGUUUUUUACCCUCUCUUUUGUGGAGAAACCUUUGCUUUUCCAUUCCUUGACCCCUGGUGGGCCUUUCCCAGGAAAUUAGUGCCCGUUCCCACAGUUGAGCCCCAAUUCCCUGCAUGGGGCAGCCUAUGAGUUCACCUGCACACACCACCCAGCAAAUACUUCUGUCCUAGCUUCAGUGCAGCUGCAGAGCUCGCCUGUGUUUCCAUCCAGAGGAGGGUGGGAGGUAGCUGAGCUGCCCCCCAGGCCCUCUCCCUGCCCCUCGGGACGAGGAGCUGGACCCCAGUCUCCCCUGAGGAGGGGCUGCUUUUAAAAACACAUCGAUCAAAGCUCAUGCUUCAUCCCAGUGGAAAAUCCCACCAACCUGCCUAGACUUAAAACCCGGCCAUUGGAAAAGACGAUGCAGCACCGAGUGACACAACGCCAAGCGAUGCAACACCAAGCGAUGCUCCUUAGGUCGUCCCUGUUGGGCUGCUUUGCAGGGCUGACGGGGGGUUAUGGCACCCAGGUGAUGCACGUCACCAAAGACAGACAUCCCCAAUGACCCCGAAACACUGCGAGCGUGGCGCCGGCUGGCAAUGCUUUUGCCAGCCCCGAAACGCAGCUGUGCCCGGGGAGGUGGUGAGGAAGCUCCUGGGACAUGCAACACCACGUCUGGGAGAAACCACGUGGGAAAGGCUGAGCUCAUCCGAGGUGGAGCUCGGGACGGGGUCAGCGGUCGGAGAACAACCGUGCCAAAGGGUGGGACGCGGCCGUCCGAGCCCCGCGGCGGAGCCCGCGCGGGGACGAAGAGCCCUUUCGGCCAUCCUUCGAGGCGUUGCCUCAUGCGUUUUUCUUGGAGGUCUCUCAGCCGUGGCCGGGCCGGGCCGUGGCUGCCUGGAGGGUGACGUUCCCUUUCCCAAAGAUCUCGAGGUUUCAAAAUCUGCCUUUGAUUCGAAUUGGAUCCCAACUCAAAGGUUUUGAAAUUUUCCUCGCAGGAGAAAUGUCAGGGAAAGAAAAAGGAGAAAAUCCCAAGAUAUUUGGGACCGGUUGAAAUGGUUCGUUUGUAGAAACCGAACUUCUUGCUUCUUCUACCGGGGAAUUUUGAGGCAAAAAAGCAAAUUUUGCACUUUCUUAGAGGGGGCCCGCUCAAGCCUCGCAUGGCUGAUACGAGGUAUAAGUGAGGUGAGGAGUUUGCCACAGGCCGAACCUGCUCGCUCCUUCCUUUCCCCUAUCUCCCAGUUUUUAUCCCCAAAGCAGCUUUACUAGAACCAGUGGCAUAUGGGGAGCACUCAAUUUCCAGGAAAGUGGCUUUUUUUCCACCAGAAAAGCGCUCAAGUCCCCAACCGUUUUGACUGGCCACCCGUGACCGUGCUCCCUUCCAGGGCCUGGGAGCCCAGCGGAUGGCCUUAGACACCAAAAAUAACCAAGAAGAGCUAUUUCCUACGGAAAGGCAGGGAGAUGGGGUUGGGAAGGGGGAAUGCCAGAUGUGCAUGCACAUGCGCGUGCACGCACGUGUGCACGGGCGCCCUGCUCCCGCUGAAAUCCCCGGCACAGCCUUUCUCCGCGGAAGGAGCUCGGCCGCCUCGUGCAGACGGGAACCCCGGCGCUGCCUCUCCGCCGGGGUCAGCCCUCGCCGCCCCACGAGCUCUGCGCGCCGCGCGGGCGCGCGGGGCGCCUCCGGCGGGUCGUCCCUUCCCGAGCCCCCCCGCCCCUCAUUCCCGGCCGCGCCGGGAGCUUUCCCGGAGGAGAAAGCGGGAGGCCGGAGCGGGGCCGGGAGCCGCGGGGCUGAGUCAGGCCGGGCAGGAAAUGCCAGGACCUCUGCCGGCAGCUGCAGCUACCCGGGGGAGGCGUGCAAGGAUGGGGUUCUUCACGUUUAUCAAGGUCAUGAUGAUCCUCUUCAACCUGACCAUAUUUCUCGGUGGCGGGGCUCUCCUAGGAGUAGGAAUCUGGGUCAUAGUGGAUGGAAAGUCCUUCUUCAACAUAUUUGGGGCGCUUUCCGCUAGUGUCCUGCAAGUUGUGAACGUGAGCUACUUCCUCAUCGUCAUUGGUGCCAUCCUGCUGGUGAUUGGCUUCCUGGGGUGCUGUGGGGCCCAGAAGGAGAGCAAGUGUCUCCUGAUGAUGUUCUUCACAGUGUUGCUGAUCAUCUUCAUAGCUGAAGUUGCUGCUGCUGUGGUGGCUCUUGUCUACACUGGUGUUGCAGAAACACUGCUGACAGCCACAGUGACUCCCCUGCUGAAGGCCAAGUUUGGGAAGGAGCCAAGCCUCACACAGAUAUGGAAUGUCACCAUGAAUGAGCUCCAUUGCUGUGGCUUGAAUAACUACACAGACCUCACAGACUCCCCUUGGCUUGUGGAACACAAAACUUACCCUGUGCCCUGCUGCUCUGGAAAACAACCAUGCACUGAAGUCCUUGCUAACCAAAGUCUCGUUCCGGGUUGUUUUGAACAGCUCCUGACUGAGAUCAAGCAGAACGCAGGAGUGGUGGGUGGAGUGGCAGCUGGCAUUGCUGCGUUGGAGAUCGCAUCGAUGACGGUCGCCAUGUACCUGUACUGCCGCCUGGAUGAGAAGUGACCCCGCAGGGGAGAUCGGCCCGCCGGGACGUGCCUGCAGCGUGCGGUGCUCCCCGGGGGGCCCCGGUCGCUCCCCGGGCCUGAUGCUGUCCUGCGCACUGUGAUUUAUAGUUGUGUUUUGAUCUACUGAGCUGGGAUCUGUAGAGUUCAUAUGUAUAUUUUUGUACUGAUACGGCACAAUGCAUCUGUACAUAGAGAUUUUUUUUUUUUUUUUUUGAAGUGGAAAAAGUGGCUUCACCUGUUUGGCUGAUGCCUG
Rhea pennata is the source of this 4536-nucleotide messenger RNA. It is a transcript of the gene TSPAN1, whose product is annotated as tetraspanin 1. The transcript has 8 exons. Bases 3169 to 4281 code for a protein of 370 amino acids. The record is from RefSeq and is a predicted model, not a curated record. Lineage: Eukaryota; Metazoa; Chordata; Aves; Rheiformes; Rheidae. Gene Ontology annotation, cellular component: plasma membrane.